UUUCUCGCGACAGGUCGGUAAGAUGGCUGUGUCUCGCGGAGCCUCGUGCUGGUUUGGUUGAUUUCUAGCUCGCGCUCUCGUUCUGUAACAGAAGCCCCCCCUCCAACAUACACACAUUCACUUGUGUCGGUGAAAUUCAUUUCCCUGGCUCUGUAUUUAUAUAUUUUUUCUUUAACUAACUUUCCCUUCUCUCUUUUAACUUUAAACGGAGUCGCGGUGGAUUACCGGAUACCGGUCCGGGCGGAGGGCAAAGGGGGGAAUGAACCGGGACAACGGGUACGUUGUUAUAAAUAUAAUUGUAUUUAUAUUCAAUGGUUAUUCGGAGUUUGAUUGUGAGUGAGUCGCCGUGCUGAGAGAGAGAGGCAGAGAAAGAGUGGGGGAGAGAGAGAGAGGGAUAUCAUGGCCGCUCAGGUCGCCAGCGUCGCCACUCUCAACACUAGCCCGCCAUCCGAACUCAAAAAGCCGGAUCGGGACUCACAGGAGGAGUCGGUACCAGGAGAGAAACAGCAUGAAAAUAAGGAACCGGGACCUGACGGCGGAUCUCCUGGCCAGAAGGAGCUGCAGGACGGGACCGAUGCUGGAAAUGCUGGGGGAGGAGGGGAUCCUGACAUGAAGAACGGCAACGGGAAUUUGCCCAGGGUAAAUAAUAAUAGCAGUAAUCAGAAUGAUACAGGCGGGCCCGAAGGGAAUAACCAUCCCGGAAUGGGACACCACCACCCGGGCCCCUUUCCUCCACCUCCCUACGGUUAUAACCAGCACUACAGCCGGGCCCCUUUUCAUCAACAUGGCGGACAACAAAGCCCUGGCAUGGCAGCUGCACCGGGGCCGGGCAUGAUGGACCCUUACCCCCCUAAUUCGCACGAACACGGCUACCCUAACCAUUAUAACAACUACAGCCCGUUCCAGAACAGGACUUCUUAUCAGGGCCAAGGAUACGGGGCCAUGAAUUCCCCGCGUAACAACCAGCCUCCGGCGGCUGGGGGGCAGCCAGGCAAGCAACAGCCAGCAGGAGGAACCACAGCUAUGGCUGCCUCUUACAAUAAUCAGAGGUAUAACAUGGGAAACCAACAACCUACGUCUACGCCAACUUUAAAUCAGCUUUUGACAUCCCCAAGCUCUGCCAGGAGCUACCCGAAUUACCCCCAAGGAGACUAUAACAAUCAGGAAGGGGCCAAUAAGGGACCAGGAGAUAUGGGCAGCAGUCAGUAUGGUGGGGUCCAUCCGGGUUGGCAACAAAGGACCCACCAUCCGCCUCCUAUGAGCCCGGGAAACACUGGACAGCCUCCAAACAGAAAUCAGCCUGCAAGCCCAAUGGACCAGGUAGGGAAGAUGCGUGGCCAGCCAUAUGGAGGACCCAUCCCCUACUCCCAGCAGCAGCAAGGGCCUCCCACAGGGCCUGGACCUCAGCAGGGAGGCUCUUACCCAGGGCAGGGCUACGGCCCCCCGGCCCCUCAGAGGUAUCCUAUGGGGAUGCAGAGCCGAACACCUGGGGGUAUGGGCAGCAUGCAGUAUGGACAACAGAUGUCAGCCUAUGGACAGCAGGGGCCAGGUGGCUACCAGCAGAGCCAGGGCUACUAUGGUCAGCAUGGCCCCCCACCUCACCCUGGCCAGCAGCAGCCUCCAUACCCUGGCCAACCUCAGGGCAGCUCUGGGACUCCCUACCCUCAGCAGGGCCACCCUUCGCAACCUCCUGGUCAACACGGGCAGACAGGACCCCCAUACCAACAAUCCCAAGGUCCCCACGGCUCUGCUCCAGGUCAGCCUCCGUAUAGCCAGCCCCCACAGUCUCAGGCAGGGCAGCCACCCUACGGCCCUCCCCAACAGCAGCAGCAGCCCCAACAGCAGCAGGGACCUGGUCCUCAAAGCCAGCCGGGCCCUCAAGGCCAGCCUGGCUAUCCACAAACCCCUGGACCAGUGCAACCGCCACAGCAGCAAACCCCCCAGCAGCAGCAGCAACAGCAGCAGCAAGGGCCCCCGCAACAACAACAACAACAACAACAACAACAACAGCAGCAGCAGCAGCAGCAGCAACCAGGAGGUCCACCUCCUCAAGCCCAGCAACCUCCAGGUCACGGCCAGCAGGGUCAACCAUCACCUUACUCCCAAACACCCCCUCUGCAGCCGCAGCAACAACAACAGCAGCAGCAGCAGCAACAACAACAACAGUCACCAUAUCAGAGGUUCCCACCUCCUCCACAGGAACUUUCCCAGGAUUCCUUUAGCUCCCAGUCCAGCGCUCCUCCUUCUAGCCAGCCCAUGGCUUCCAACAAAACCAGUCAGGAAGACAGCAUGCAGGCCCGGCCAUCCAGUCUGCCGGAUCUGUCGGGCUCCAUCGACGACCUGCCCACUGGUACAGAGGGGGCCCUGAGCCCAGGCGUCAGCACCUCAGGGGUGUCCAGCAGUCAGGGUGAGCAGAGCAAUCCUGCCCAGUCGCCCUUCUCUCCUCACACUUCGCCUCACCUGCCAGGCAUACGAGGGCCCUCUCCAUCACCUGUGGGUUCUCCUGCUAGCGUCACUCCCUCCCGCACCGGCCCUCUGUCUCCUGCUGCUGUGCCAGGUAAUCAGAUGCCUCCGCGACCACCCAGCGUCCAGUCGGACAGCAUCAUGCACUCUUCCUUGAACCAGUCGGCCAUGGGUCAGGACCGGGUGUACAUGCGUAACCCUCAGAUGCCCCCUUACGGGUCCCCUGGACAACCUGGGUCAGCCUUAUCUCCGCGUCAAUCAUCAGGAGGCCAGAUGCAUAGUGGGAUGGGACCCUAUCCCCAGAACAACUCCAUGGGAAACUACGGACCUCAGGGGGGUCAAUAUGGUCCACAAGGUUACCCCAGGCAACCCGGCUACACGGGGAUGCCCAAUGCCAACUAUCCCAGCGGUCCCGGCAUGGGCGGCACCAUGAACCCUAUGCCUGGUCAGGGCAGCGGGACUCCGUAUGGAAGCAUGCCGCCUGGCAGAAUAGGCCCCGGGCAAAUGGGUGCUCGGCCCUACGGCCCUGGGAUUGCCUCAAACAUGGGCGCCAUGCCUCCUCAGGUGGGGUCUGGGAUGUGUCCCCCUCCAGGCAUGAACAGGAAGGAUGGCGGCCCCUCCAUGCACCAUGGACCCACUAACUCCAUACACAGCAGGCCACCUGGCUACCCUAACAUGUCCCAGGGCAUGAUAGGAGCAGGCUCGCCAUACGGCCCUGGCAUGAACAGUAUGCAUGGCAUGAUGAACCAGGGAGGGCCAGGGCCUUACCCAAUGGGAGCAAAUAUAGCCAAUAACACCCCUGGGAUGGCUCCUAGUUCAGAGUUUGGCAUAGACAAAAUGAACCCUGCCCAGAAGAUGAACAACAAAGUGGACGGGACACCCAAGCCCGAAUCCAAAAAGAAGUCGAGCUCCUCAACCAUCACCAAUGAGAAGAUCACCCGUCUGUACGAGCUUGGUCCAGAGCCAGAGAGGAAGAUGUGGGUAGAUCGAUACCUGGCAUUCGCUGAGGAGAAGGCCAUGGGCAUGAACAACCUGCCUGCAGUGGGACGUAAACCCCUCGACCUCUUCCGACUCUAUGUGUCUGUCAAAGAGAUUGGCGGCCUCACCCAGGUGAACAAGAACAAGAAGUGGAGGGAGCUGGCCACCAACCUGAAUGUGGGCACAUCGAGCAGUGCGGCCAGCUCGCUCAAGAAACAGUACAUCCAGUGUUUGUACGCCUUCGAGUGCAAGAUAGAGCGUGGCGAGGACCCGCCCCCGGACUUCUUCAACACGGACACCAAAAAGAACCAGCCGAAGAUCCAACCUCCCAGCCCAGCUGGUUCUGGAUCCCUGCAAGGACCCCAAACUCCUCAGUCCACCAGUAGUUCGAUGGCAGAGGGGGGAGAUCUGAAGCCGCCCACUCCAGCUUCCACUCCGCACACGCAAAUGACUCCAAUGCCUGGUGUCAGGAGUAGCGUUAAUCUGCAGGACCCUUUUGCUGAUGGCGGAGACCCAGCGUUUUCCAGAAGGAAUGCCAUGACUCCCAACUCACAGGGCUUCCAGCCUGGGAUGGGUGGCCCUGAAAUGAUCGGCAGAAUGGGUCCCUAUGAGUCUAACAAAGACCCCUUUGGUGGCAUGAGGAAAGCUGGAGAGCAGUUCAUGCAACCAGGCCCCAACAGUGGAAUGGGAGAACAGUAUAACAGAGGCCCACCAGGCCCUAUGGGCAACAUGCAGAUGGGCCAGAGGCAACAAUACCCUUAUGGAUAUGACCGAAGACAAGAGCCAGGCAUUGGCCCUGACGGCAGUAUGGGACCAGGAGCUCCCCAGCCAAACAUGAUGCCUUCUGGAGCCGACACAGGGAUGUACUCACCCAGCCGCCCUCCACCACAGCAACGGCACGACUCAUAUCCCAAUCAGUUCCCUGGCCAAGGAGCUCCCCCUGGUGGCCCAUAUCCAAAUCAACAGCCCGGAAUGUAUCAGCAACCGAACUACAAGCGCCCUGUAGACGGAGGGUAUGGUCCUCCAGCCAAGCGCCAUGAGGGAGAAAUGUACAACGCACCCUACAGUGGUCAGCAACAGCCAGGACCCCAGUCCUCGGGGCCCCAGGGCCAACAGGACAUGUAUAACCAGUUUAAUGCAUACCCUGGAGGGGAGCGGAGGCCACAAGGCCCACAGAACCAGUUCCCCUUUCCCUUUGGGCGGGAGCGAGGACCACCAUCUGCAGGCCCCAACUCUCAGUCUCCAAUGCCUCCCCAGAUGAUGACAAGCACCAUGCCUUCAGGUCCUGAUGGCCCCCAGGGCCCAAUGUGGCAGGGCCGCAAUGAGAUGGGCUACCCCAACUAUCCCAACCGACAGGGACCUCCUGUACCAGGGCAGGGCCCAGGAUACCAUGGCAUGAACCGCUCAGAGGAGAUGAUGUCAUCAGACCAACGCAUGAACCACGAGGGUCAGUGGCCCAGCCAUGUUAACCAGCGGCAGCCGCCAUUUGGCCCCGGUGGUUCUGGACCUCCCAUGACCAGACCCCUGCCUUCCACCUACCAGACUUCUCAGAACCACAUUCCUCAGGUGUCAAGCCCAGCACCCAUGCCCCGGCCCAUGGAAAGCAGGACCUCACCCAGCAAGUCACCCUACAUACACCCAGGCAUUAAGGUGCAGAAAGCUGGACCUCCAGUACCUGCCUCUCACAUUGGCCAGGCCCCUGUACAGCAACCCAUGAUCAGGCGAGAUGUGGCCUUCCCUCCUGGCUCUGUGGAGGCUUCCCAACCCCACCUUAAGCCCCGCAGGCGACUCACCAUGAAAGACAUUGGCACUCCUGAGGCUUGGAGAGUGAUGAUGUCACUAAAAUCAGGCUUACUAGCUGAAAGCACCUGGGCUUUGGAUACCAUUAACAUUUUACUGUAUGAUGACAAUAGUAUUUCUACUUUUAACUUGUGCCAGCUGCCUGGAUUCCUGGAGCUGGUGGUGGAGUACUUCAGACGCUGCCUCAUCGAGAUCUUUGGCAUCUUAAAGGAGUACGAAGUAGGAGACCCUGGUCAGCGCACCCUCAUAGACCCCAAUGCUGCUGAGGACUCUGAUGAUGAAAUUCCCAUGCCCGAUGGUGAGGACAUGGACAUGGACGAAGAGGACGAAGAGGAUGAGGAAGCAGAGGAAUCAAAGGGCAAUCCUGACUGUUCCUCACUGGUCAAGGUGAAACAGGAGGAGGAGGGCUCACAGAAACACAAGUCUUUAGAGGAUGAGGAAGAGGAGAAAGAGAGGGAGCCUUCUAAUAAGGAACUCAGUACCUCUACCUCAGGGUCCUCCCAGGACCCCAACCUCCACUCGGAGAAGCCCAAGCAGGCUAGUAAGUUCGAUAAACUCCCCAUAAAGGUGGUGCGGAAGAAGAAUCCCUUCCUGGUGAACCACUCGUCCAAGCUUGGGCAGCGGCAGAGCUUUGAUAGUGGCCUCAUACACUGGAGUAUUGGUGGUGGUGACACUACCGAACACAUCCAGACCCACUUUGAGAGCCGGAUGAACGUUCUUAAGCAGCGGAAACGCACACCAACAGCUGCCGAGAGCCGCAAGAAGGCCCAGGUGACUGAGACUGUGACGGAAAACCCAGAGAAAUCCAAGACCAAUGGGGAGGACAAGCCUCGGCAGCAGGUGCCCCAGGCUUCUGAAGCUCAGAAGUCUCCAGCAGAGAAGGCCCCUCCUCCUCUUCCCAUUGGUGCACCAGUCACUGCCACCAUUGAUGAUGUACUAUCCGCCCGCCCAGGGUCAGUCACAGAGGAAGUGGUUCGUGGAGGAGCUGAAGAGCAGAAAGAGAACGGCAAGUACCUGUUUAGUAUCAACCCUGAACUCCAGAGCCGACGCAACAUCAAGAUCCUGGAGGAUGAGCCUCAUAGCAAGGACGAGACGCCACUCAGCACUCUAUCAGACUGGCAGGACUCAUUAGCUCGGCGCUGCAUCUGCGUUUCCAACAUAGUCCGCAGCCUCUCCUUUGUUCCUGGCAAUGAUCUGGAGAUGUCAAAACACCCAGGGCUCCUGCUGCUGUUGGGCCGCUUGGUUCUGCUCCACCACAGGCACCCUGAACGCAAGCAGGCACCAGUUACCUAUGAGAAGGAGGAAGAGGAAGAUGAAGGCGUGAGCUGUGAGAGAGAUGAGUGGUGGUGGGACUGCCUCGAGGUAUUGAGGGAGAACUGCCUGGUCACUCUGGCGAACAUCUCAGGCCAGCUGGACCUUUCUAUCUAUCCAGAGAGUAUAUGCCUUCCGCUUCUCGAUGGCCUGCUCCACUGGGCUGUUUGCCCCUCAGCAGAGGCCCUGGACCCUUUCCCUACACUGGGACCCCAUGGCUCACUUUCCCCACAGAGACUGGUCCUCGAGACCCUCAGCAAGCUCAGCAUCCAGGACAACAAUGUCGACCUCAUUCUGGCAACGCCACCGUUCAGCCGCUUGGAGAAGCUGUACGGCUCGCUGGUGCGUCUGGUCGGUGAGCGCAAGGUGGCUGUUUGCCGGGAAAUGGCGGUCGUCCUGUUGGCUAACUUGGCCCAGGGUGACAGUCUAGCAUCGCGGGCUAUUGCUGUGCAGAAAGGCAGCGUGGGUAACCUGCUGGGCUUCCUAGAGGACAGCCUAGCUGCUACACAGUACCAGCAGAGCCAGAGCUCCCUGCUACAAAUGCAGGGCGCACCUCAGUUUGAGCCCACCAGUGUGGACAUGAUGCGGCGGGCAGCCCGGGCCCUGCACGCCCUGGCUAAGGUGGAGGAAAACCACUCGGAGUUCACUUUGUACGAGUCCCGGCUACUGGACAUCUCGGUGUCCCCACUUAUGAACUCUCUGGUGUCCCAAGUGAUCUGUGAUGUACUGUUUCUGAUUGGCCAGUCAUGACAGCCGUGGAGAGGUUUCAGCUCUGCCUCUUUCCGUUCCCAGUCACACCCACCCCCCCUUUUUUUUGUUUGUAUGCGUGUGUCUGUUGCGUGUGAGUGAAAAGAGCAAAACUGACUGUCCUUUUUUUCUUUUUCUUUUUUUUUUUUUUUUUUAAUUUAUGCAAAAUCACCUCGGAUUCCACUGUCUUUCUACCCCUGCUUCUCACUAAAGGAAGGAAUAUCAUGAAGUAGCUGUGGAUUUUAAAACAUCUGAAAUGGAAAGAUACUGACAAAGAAGAGCAGAUUGGGACCCAGGCAUAGGACAGAGUGCGCUGCCCUGCGGAAAGGACUUGUUUUUUUUAAUGAAAAGAAAAAAAUCUCCAGAAAAAAAAGAAGAAACUGUAACCAAAGUUGCUGUCUCGUUUACAGUGAGUUUGGGGGAUACAUGUGCUCGCUUUCUCCCUCGGGGGGUCGGCAGGGGAAAGUGGGCACGGACUAAACAAUAUUAUGGUUCAUGUUUGGAGGCUUCAUAGACUCACGGACUGUGGUAUGGUAUAAUUGCUGUAACUUUGGAUGCUAUAUACUCAGCCCCACAGGAACCACAUUAUUGGCUGUGAACAGACAUCUGUCAUGGGAGGCCUGUGCAGUAGAUUGUAGGACUUUUUUCUGUACUGUACACCUUAAAAACUGUAAACAUACUGUAAUAAUACUGUUUCACACUGAGAUACGCUGGCUUGGCAGCAAACUGUAGUUUUUAAAAACAGUUUUAGUUAUUGUCGAGAGAGAAAAACGGCUUUCCCCCCAAAGUAUGGUGAACCUACAACACCCCGACCUCUUCUCUUUGUCCCUUGAUUGUAUGACUUGACCCUUAUAUUAAAAAGUCACCUCUUUAGGACUGGUCCUCAACUCUAGAUGCAGUCCAAGCUGCAGUGUAUAUAUGAUGUUGUACAUUACACUUCUCUCUCUUUCUCAACUUCUGUUGCUGUUCACCAUUUUUAAUCUUUGACGAUGACAAGUUUCCCUGCAUCAAGUACGCCAUGUGAUUACUUGACGCCCACCCUGUCCGUUACUUAGGCGCCUCACCCUGCUCGUAUCGCGCUCCAGGGGGUGUUUUUAGCUGCUGUCCAAUGCAACCCCCAACAAACACAACUUCAACUUUCAGUUUGUCUCCGGUCUGGGUGUAGAGAAUAUAACAAAAAUUGUGUCUGCGGUUCCAUUUGAGCUCCUUCAUAAAUGACAAACUAGACCUUGAUGAAGAAACAUUUUAAUUUUGUUUAUUUUGUUUAUUUUUUUUUUCCAGUGAUGCGGAUUCUGCAUAUUUGUAUUUCAGAUGAUGUAGCUAAAAACUUGAUGUAAAUUCCUCUUUUUUCCUUUUUUUUGGCUUAAUGAAUAUCAUUUAUUCAGUAUGAAAUCUUUAUACUAUAUGUUCCACGUGUUAAGAAUAAAUGUACAUUAAAUCUU
Scatophagus argus is the source of this 8741-nucleotide messenger RNA. RefSeq names its product AT rich interactive domain 1Ab (SWI-like) (gene arid1ab). Lineage: Eukaryota; Metazoa; Chordata; Actinopteri; Scatophagidae. The coding region runs from base 400 to 7302 and encodes 2300 amino acids. Gene Ontology annotation, biological process: regulation of transcription by RNA polymerase II; positive regulation of DNA-templated transcription; chromatin remodeling. Gene Ontology annotation, cellular component: nucleoplasm; nBAF complex; SWI/SNF complex. The transcript has 20 exons. The record is from RefSeq and is a predicted model, not a curated record. Gene Ontology annotation, molecular function: DNA binding; nucleosome binding.